AUGGGAUGCGAUGGUGGCACAAUACCAAAACGUGAUGAACUUGUACGACAAAAGAAAAAGGCUGAAGUGAAAGAUAAAAAUGCAGCUAAUAUGGCUAAAUGGCGUCAUUGUACUUUAAAACAUGAUACACUUAAACAACCUAUUGUUGUUGAUUCACAUGGUCUUUUAUAUAAUAAAGAUGCUAUAUUAGAAUAUUUACUUGAUCGUAUGCAAUUUGAACAUGGACCAUCAUAUAUUAAAAAAAUGAAAGAUGUUAAAGAAUUACAAUUAACAGAAAAUUCAGCAUUUAAAUCAAAUCAUAAUGAUUUAGGAAAUGAAUAUUUAGAUGUUUAUUCAUCCCCAUUUAUAUGCCCAUUAACUGGUUUAGAAAUGAAUGGUAAAUAUAAAUUUUGUGCUAUAUGGACAUGUGGUUGUGUUUUAUCGGAUCGAGCACUUCGAUCAGUUAAUAAUCAUACGGCAAAUGAAAAACUUUCGUGUCCUAAAUGUGGACAAGAAUAUUCAUCAAAUGAUGACGUAAUUAUUCUUAAUCCAGAAAAUGAAGAUAUUAUUUUAAUGGAAGAAAGACGACAACGAUUAAAUACAAGUCAAAAAAAGAAUGGGUCAACGAAACGAAAAUUACCUGAAAUAGAAGAAGAUACAAAUGAAAAAAAAAUAAAAAUUGAUUCAACAGCAAAUGCAGAUGUUCCAUCGUCAUCAUCAACAAUCAAUAAAAAAGUAUCAACAAGCAAAGUUAAUACAUCAAAAAUUGUUUCAACAAACAAAUCAACCAGUGAGAAAUCAUCAAUUCAACAAGAUUCAACUAAAUCUGAUUUAUAUAAAUCAUUAUUUACAACAAGUGAUGCUGCUAAAGAAAAAGAAAAAAACAAAGCUCAUUGGAUAACUUACAAUCCACUUUAUUUUUAA
Rotaria sp. Silwood2 is the source of this 903-nucleotide messenger RNA. Lineage: Eukaryota; Metazoa; Rotifera; Eurotatoria; Philodinida; Philodinidae. The record is from the annotation of a GenBank genome assembly.